AUGCUUGCUAAUCCCCGAACAGUCUCUGCAACGUUUGCAUUCGGUGUUACUGAAGGUAAUGUGGGUGUAUCGCUGCCCUCACAGCUAAUUAUUACUUCUCGCACACACAAGGAUUCGACUCCUAUCUUAGUUUCGCAAGUCAAGGUUGCGUUUGAAGGAGGUCUGAGGAGCUUCAACAUCCAGCAUGAGUUGACCGAAAAACCCGAGGCUAGCACGUCUGAUGGGCUGGCGCACCUUCAUCGCAUUUCCCUACAAAAGGCUUCUUCAGAUGCUACAUCAUUACCCUCAAGUCCGAAUUUCUCUCCAGGCUCCCAGCCACUGAUCGGGGUUGCUGAUCUAGAAAUUGCCCCUGGCGUCACGAAAGCCCUGUCGCUUGAUCAUGUACCGCGUGAUCCUGGAGACGUUGAGGUUGCAAGCAUCACUCUGUGCAUGUCUGUAGUUGACUUCGAUAUGGAGGUCGUCAUCACUGAACAGGAACAAAUUCAUCAAGAAACUCUCUGGGUUAAAAGUCCAUUAGGCUUGUUGCCAAAGAAAGCCAAGGUUGGACGCAGUAGCGUCGUGAAAAUCUUGCCCAAGCCGCCUAAAAUGCAGAUUCAAGCCCUCGGCCUGUCACCGAAUUACUUCACUGACGAGGACAUCACUAUAGAGAUAGAAGCUACGAACGAAGAGGAAGAAGAAACCAAUGUCAGCAUUGACGCCCGACUUCUAGCACCUUCAGGGAUAUUACCGACGCUGAGAUGGGCUUUGGAUGAAGGAGAGGACUCCAGAGAGGUCGCCCCAGAGGAUCCGCCGGAUCCCAGCAGUAUUGACUCUUCUUCGAAAAGCAUCGGCAAUCUAGCUCCCAUGGCGAAUCGAAGACAUACACUCUGCAUUCAAGGGUCACCAGUUGCGGCGGACUAUAUUCUGGAAGUCAAAGCGCGUUAUCACGUUCUUUCCGACCCAGAAACACCGAUCAUCAAAAGUUUCUCAACUAAAAUCGGAGUCGUGACGCCAUUCAAGGCAAAUCAUAGUUUCCUGCCUAGGAUUCAUUGUGAACCGUGGCCGAGUUACUUCAACGCUGACGGCCUUGAUGAGAACUCCAAGAAUGAUGCGGGCGAGAUGGAGGUCGCGAAGGGACUGACUCAAGAAUGGUCUUUGACUUCGAGAAUUGCGUCUUUGGCUAAUGUUUCUUUAAUGAUCCAGAGUGUUGAACCACAAGUAGUCGAGAUCCACGAAGGAGCCAUUUGUAGUAUCUCUUCGGCUUCUGGGGAUACUGUUGCAGCGUCCAUGAUCUCGCCCAAUGAUUUUCAGGCGCACGAUUUUGUCAUCCUUGCGCAAAAAUCAGACCUGGAAGACCGUCGAUCUACCUUCGUCGAUCUACGAUUGGAAAUCAAGUGGCAUCGAGACGGCUUCCAGGGCCCUCCAGUAGUCACCCACCUUUCUGUGCCAGAACUGGUCAUACCGUUUGGCGAGCCUCGAGUGCUAGCAUCCGCGCGGAGUGGGAACGUCCCAGCAGGAGCGAUAAAUCUCGAUUAUGUCAUAGAAAACCCUUCGAUGUACGCGCUCCCAUUUCAAUUGACCAUGGAUAUCAGCGAGGAGUUUGCAUUCAGUGGGCCCAAAAAUGUCACCUUACAAUUGGUGCCGCUCAGCCGGCAUAAUAUUCGAUACGUUAUCUUGCCGCACGUGAAGGGGUUGUGGAUUAGCCCUCAGUUCAGAGUCUUUGACACUCAUUUCCAGAAGAGCUUGAAGGUCAACGCCACUGAAGGAAUGAAAAGUGACAAAAAGGGAGUGUCGAUUUGGGUGGAUACCGAUAGCUGA
Letharia columbiana is the source of this 1797-nucleotide messenger RNA. RefSeq lists its product as uncharacterized. NCBI's taxonomy places the organism in Eukaryota, Fungi, Ascomycota, Lecanoromycetes, Lecanorales, Parmeliaceae. The record is from RefSeq and is a predicted model, not a curated record. The transcript has a single exon. Bases 1 to 1797 code for a protein of 598 amino acids.